Molecule: messenger RNA, 723 nt
Organism: Paramuricea clavata
Lineage: Eukaryota; Metazoa; Cnidaria; Anthozoa; Malacalcyonacea; Plexauridae
Source: the annotation of a GenBank genome assembly
AUGUCUGUUUCUUAUCCAUACGAAGUGGAACUAUGGCCACAAAUGCAAGCACCCACAUCACCCGCAAAUAUCUUUGCACCUCUGGGGCAGAGAGAUUGGAUUCAAGUCUCUGUGAAGCAUAGGGAGAAGUUUGAACGGCUUUUUAUAGAAGUGUGGGGAAGUGAUCCUAAAUCGAUAACAAUAAUAAAUGGUAAUGCCGUAUGUUUCAAAGGAGAGUUCGCAAUAGGCAGUGGCAGUUAUGGCACGGAGGUGUAUAUUUGCUUGGGGUUUGACGGAAUAGAACGAGCGAUAAAACGUUUGCCAAAACUCUUGUGUGAGAAAUUCCUGAAGAAUGAACGAAAUAUCUUGAAUUCUCGGAAUGCAGUCGAGUCUCCACGAAUUGUAAAUUAUUGUUUCUACGAUGACACUUCCAACCCUGAUUUCGGUUAUUUGAUUCUGAACUUAUAUGAACAGAAUCUGGAAGAAUUUAUCAAGGAGAAAGGCGAAUGGAUGACAGAGUCGCAUGCUAGAGAGAUGAUACGUCAAGUGUUGCAAGGGCUGAAAGCAUUACAUGCUAGAGAGCCCAGAAUUCUACACAGAGACUUGAAGCCAACUAAUAUACUUGUUGAUGUGUAUGGUGAUUUACUGCUGUCUGAUUUUGGUAUUGGACGGUUUUUCCCAGGGCAAGGUAUUCUAACAAGAUAUAUAUUUAAUAUAUAUAUUCAUCGCAUAUGUAAAGUAUGA